ACCUUAUGUCUUCGAACAUCCACAAUCCUUUCUCUUCAGCCAUUCUGGCCCCAGUCACCUUCUCCCUACUCAACACCUCAUCUCUACUCCUAUCUGAUACUCGUCACAAUGUUUAGAAACGCCUUACGGCAGUCCAGCCGCACAGUUACGGCAGUUUCUGUCACAGGAAGGAUCGCAACGGUCCGAGCCGGUACCCCGAGCCCUUUGGCAUCUGUGUCAAAGCAAGUUCGUUCAUAUGCUGCCGAGGCCAAGGCUGCGCCUACUGAGGUAUCCUCUAUCCUCGAACAAAGGAUUCGUGGAGUCCAGGAGGAGGCCGGCCUUGCCGAGACUGGCAGAGUUCUAUCCGUUGGUGACGGUAUCGCUCGUGUUCAUGGAAUGACUAAUGUUCAGGCUGAAGAACUUGUCGAAUUCGCAUCCGGCGUGAAAGGAAUGUGCAUGAACUUGGAAGCUGGCCAAGUUGGUGUUGUUCUUUUCGGCUCCGAUCGUCUUGUCAAAGAAGGCGAAACUGUCAAACGAACCGGCGAGAUUGUUGACGUCCCUGUUGGUCCUGAAAUGCUGGGGCGUGUUGUUGAUGCUCUUGGUAAUCCAAUUGAUGGAAAAGGUCCCAUCAAGACUACUGAAAAACGUCGGGCUCAGCUCAAAGCGCCUGGCAUUUUGCCUCGCAAAUCAGUUAACCAACCUGUUCAGACCGGCCUUAAGAGUGUGGACUCCAUGGUUCCCAUUGGCCGUGGUCAGCGUGAGUUGAUCAUCGGUGAUCGUCAAACCGGAAAGACUGCUGUUGCCUUGGAUGCUAUGUUGAACCAGAAACGAUGGAACAACAGUUCUGAUGAAACCAAGAAGUUAUACUGUGUCUAUGUUGCUGUCGGUCAGAAACGCUCGACCGUUGCUCAGCUUGUUAAGACAUUGGAAGAGAAUGAUGCCAUGAAAUACUGUAUUGUUGUUGCUGCUACCGCUUCUGAGGCCGCUCCUCUUCAGUACAUUGCGCCCUUCACUGGUUGUGCUAUGGGUGAAUGGUUCCGUGAUAACGGAAGGCAUGCUUUGAUCAUCUAUGACGACUUGUCGAAACAAGCUGUUGCAUACCGUCAAAUGUCUCUCUUGCUCCGUCGACCCCCAGGUCGUGAAGCCUACCCUGGAGAUGUUUUCUAUCUUCACUCUCGGCUAUUGGAGCGCGCUGCCAAACUCAACGACAAACAUGGCGGCGGAUCCCUCACUGCGCUCCCUGUUAUCGAGACCCAGGGUGGUGACGUCUCAGCGUACAUCCCAACUAACGUCAUUUCUAUCACCGAUGGCCAGAUUUUCUUGGAGUCAGAAUUGUUCUACAAGGGUAUCCGACCUGCUAUUAACGUUGGGUUGUCUGUUUCCCGUGUCGGCUCGUCCGCCCAACUUAAGGCUAUGAAACAAGUCGCAGGCUCUCUGAAAUUGUUCUUGGCCCAGUAUCGUGAAGUCGCCGCUUUCGCUCAAUUCGGUUCUGACUUAGAUGCUUCAACUAAGCAGACUCUCAAUCGUGGUGAGCGCUUGACAGAAUUGCUUAAACAGAAACAAUAUUCUCCAAUGGCGGUGAACGAGAUGGUCCCCUUGAUCUACGCUGGCGUCAAUGGCCAUCUUGAUUCUAUCCCUGUCAAGAAGAUUUUGCAAUGGGAGGCUGAUUUCUUAGCCCACUUAAAGGCCAACGAGGCGGAGGUGCUGGAGAAGAUCGACAAGGAAGGGCAGCUCAGCAAGGACUUGGAGGCCCAACUCAAGGAUAUCAUCGUCGCAUUCAACAAGAGCUUCUCGUAAAAUGAUGUCAACCCGUUUUUCUCGAGUGUAUAGAAGGGUAGCUCAUGUACAAUCCUCAAACAAACUGUUUCUUUAGCUGACGCCUCGUACUUGACCAAAUUUCUAUCCUUGAAUGGUUUUCUUUUUGUAUUGUAGCAACCA
Messenger RNA from Coccidioides posadasii C735 delta SOWgp, 1917 nucleotides. It is a transcript of the gene ATP1, whose product is annotated as Alpha subunit of the F1 sector of mitochondrial F1F0 ATP synthase. Gene Ontology annotation, molecular function: ADP binding; proton-transporting ATP synthase activity, rotational mechanism; ATP binding. Lineage: Eukaryota; Fungi; Ascomycota; Eurotiomycetes; Onygenales; Onygenaceae. Gene Ontology annotation, biological process: proton transmembrane transport; proton motive force-driven ATP synthesis. The record is from RefSeq and is a predicted model, not a curated record.